Humulus lupulus (European hop) is the source of this 1932-nucleotide messenger RNA. Its product is annotated as cytochrome P450 85A-like. The record is from RefSeq and is a predicted model, not a curated record. The coding region runs from base 210 to 1604 and encodes 464 amino acids. Gene Ontology annotation, molecular function: heme binding; iron ion binding; monooxygenase activity. Gene Ontology annotation, biological process: sterol metabolic process. Lineage: Eukaryota; Viridiplantae; Streptophyta; Magnoliopsida; Rosales; Cannabaceae. The transcript is spliced from 9 exons.
CCUCUCUCUCCUUUUGUAGGGUGCAUGGUUUGGCCUGUGUGCCUUUCUCUCUCUUCUUCAUACGGUGGUUCAGAGACAUCCUCUAUAUAUAUGCACAAUCUUUUGGCCUAAGUUCAAAACUAGAACAUGCCCAUAAACAUUUACAGUACUCUAGAGGAGUAGGGGGUUAGAGCUUCUAGGGAGUGUUAUCAUCACCAUCAUCACCAUCAAUGGCGUUCUUCAUAGUUGUCCUUAGUCUGAUCUUUGUGCUCUGUUUUUGCUCUGCUUUGUUAAGGUGGAAUGAAGUGAGGUACAGGAAAAAAGGCCUUCCUCCUGGCACAAUGGGUUGGCCUGUCUUUGGAGAGACCACUGAGUUUCUUAAACAAGGCCCAAACUUCAUGAAAAACCAAAGAGCAAGGUACGGUAGUGUUUUCAAAUCCCACAUACUUGGGUGUCCUACCAUUGUUUCCAUGGAUCCAGAGCUCAACAGAUACAUCCUCAUGAAUGAAGCCAAAGGCCUCGUUCCUGGGUACCCUCAGUCAAUGCUUGAUAUCUUAGGCAAAUGCAACAUUGCAGCCGUUCAUGGCUCCACCCACAAGUACAUGAGAGGUGCUUUACUCGCUCUCAUUAGCCCCACCAUGAUCAGGCACCAGCUUUUGCCCAAAAUCGACCAUUUCAUGAGAACCCAUCUCAGUGAUUGGAAUGGCAAAGUCAUCAACAUUCAAGAAAAGACCAAAGAGAUGGCGCUUCUCUCCUCGCUUAAGCAGUUAGCAGGAAUUGAAUCUGGAUCAAUGUCUCAAGCAUUCAAGCCUGAAUUUUUUAAGCUGGUAUUGGGGACUUUGUCAUUGCCUAUUGAUCUUCCUGGUACAAAUUAUCGUCGUGGAUUCCAGGCAAGGAAAAAUAUUGUCAGCAUGUUGAGGCAACUCAUACAGGAGAGAAGAACUUCACAAGAAACACAUCAAGACAUGCUUGCUGGUCUAAUGAGAAGUGAAGAAAACAGAUAUAAACUCACUGAUGAUGAGAUCAUUGAUCAAAUAAUCACAAUCUUGUAUUCUGGCUAUGAAACUGUCUCCACUACUUCAAUGAUGGCUGUGAAAUAUCUCCAUGAUCACCCUAAAGUUCUUGAAGAGCUCAGAAAAGAGCAUUUGGCAAUUAGAGAAAAGAAAAGACCUGAGGAUCCCAUUGACUUGAAUGACCUCAAAUCAAUGAGGUUUACUCGUGCGGUGAUUUUUGAAACCUCUAGAUUAGCAACGAUUGUUAAUGGUGUUCUGAGAAAAACCACUAAAGAUAUGGAACUAAAUGGUAUUAUGGUUCCAAAAGGCUGGAGAAUAUAUGUAUAUACAAGAGAGGUCAACUACGACCAGUUUUUAUAUCCAGACCCUUUAACUUUCAAUCCAUGGAGAUGGCUAGAGGACAAGAGGUUGGAGUCUCAAAAUUACUUCUUUAUAUUUGGAGGAGGCACUAGACAGUGCCCUGGAAAAGAGCUGGGAAUAGCAGAAAUCUCUACUUUCCUGCACUACUUUGUAACUAGAUACAGGUGGGAAGAAGUUGGAGGAGAUAAACUGAUGAAAUUUCCGAGAGUAGAGGCACCCAAUGGGCUACACAUUAGAGUCUCAUCAUACUAACUAUUAACAACACUUAUGUACAGAGAAAAAGUAUAGGGAAUUAUUCAUAGGAGGAAGAUUUGGUGUAGAAUAAGCCGGGUCCUAACAAGUAAAAGGAAAAUGAAGGAGUUUUGAGCAUUUUUCUUUUUGUCGGCCAAGUUUGCUGUUCAUUAAUUCAAGUCACUAGAAGAGAAAAAAAAAUCAUGGCAGAAUCAAUCUUUUCUUUUUUGUUCCCUUUUAUACACAGUUUGGUGAACUUGACCCAAAUAAUACAUCUUUGUCAACUUCUAUGUAACCUUGAAUUUACAUGAAGUUUAAGAAUACAAUGCAAAUAUUGGACUUGAGGAAA